CUCUUCCUCCUCUUUCUCCUCCUCCUCCUCGCGCCGCCACCCCGCGAACCCUAAAAACCCUAGGCAGCAGCCAAAAUCCGCGGCCAUGGCGGAGGAGCAGGAGCUGAGGGAGGCCAUGGCGAGGCACGACCUGACGGCGCGGAUGGCCGGCCACAUGGACUGCCACCUGGUCUUCCCGCUGCUCGAGUUCCUGCAGGAGCGGGAGCUCUACGCCAACAAGGAGAUCCUCGACGCCAAGCUCCGCCUCCUCCGGGGCACCAACAUGGUCGACUACGCCAUGGACAUCCACAAGUCGCUCCACGACACCGACGACGUCCCCGACGACAUGGUCCGCCGCCGCACCGAGGUCGUCUCCAGGCUCAGGGCGCUCGACGAGGCCACCGCCCCCAUCGUCUCCUUCCUCCAGAACCCGCAGCUCGUCCAGGAGCUCAGGCCCGACAAGCAGUACAACCUCCACAUGCUCCAGGAGCGCUUCCAGAUUGGUCCUGAGCAGAUUGAGACUCUGUAUCAGUAUGCCAAAUUUCAAUUUGACUGCGGAAAUUACUCAGAUGCUGCUGUCUACUUGUAUCAAUAUCGUGCUCUGUGCACAAACAGUGAGAGGAGCUUGAGUGCCCUGUGGGGAAAGCUGGCGGCCGAGAUUUUGAUGCAGAACUGGGAUGUUGCACUGGAGGAGCUCAACCGUUUGAAGGAGAUUAUUGAUUCAAAGAACUUCUCAUCACCACUAAAUCAGCUCCAAAAUAGGAUAUGGCUGAUGCAUUGGAGUAUCUUUAUCUUCUUUAACCAUGAAAAUGGCAGGAACGGGAUCAUCGAUCUGUUCUUCCAGGACAGGUACUUGAAUGCGAUCCAGACAAAUGCGCCCCAUCUUCUGAGAUACCUUGCUACAGCGGUUGUUGUGAACAAAAGGAGAAGGAACAUGCUUAAAGAGUUGAUUAAAGUCAUUCAGCAAGAACAGCACAGCUACAAGGAUCCCAUUACUGAAUUCCUUGAAUGCUUGUAUGUUAACUAUGAUUUUGAUGGUGCACAACAGAAACUCAUAGAGUGUGAACAGGUCAUAUUGAAUGAUCCUUUCCUUGGAAAGCGCAUUGAGGAAGGGAAUUUCAUUACUGUCCCCUUGAGAGAUGAAUUCCUUGAAAAUGCUCGUCUGUUUAUCUUUGAAACCUACUGCCGUAUUCAUCGGUGCAUUGAUAUUGGCAUGCUCUCUCAGAAGCUGAACAUGAGCUACGAUGAGGCGGAAUUGUGGAUAAUGAACUUAGUUAGGAAUUCAAAACUUGAUGCCAAGAUUGAUUCAGUGUCUGGAACUCUUAUCAUGACGACCAAUCAUGUUAACAUCCAUGAGCAAUUUAUCGAAAGCUUGAAGAAUCUUAACAUGCGCACUUUCAUGCUAGCAAAGAACAUUGUGGAACCAGCUCAAGCAGCACAACAGGCAACACGUUGAGAUUGACAGCGAAAACUACAGUUUUGAAGUGCCCAGUAUUAUUUAAGUAGAGACAGCCUUGUAAACUUUUGGGGUCUUGUUGUUUAGCAUCAACUCCACCUUAUCAUUACUUAAGGUUACCAAGGAGUGAUCUGUCGUCCUCUACAGCAUAUGCUGACGUUUUUUAUAUUUUGUACCUGGAAUCCCGUCGCUGAAGUUAAUUCCUUUCUCUUUAGUACUACAAAAUCAAGCAUAGCUGAUUGAUCC
This is a messenger RNA of Oryza brachyantha (malo sina), 1681 nucleotides long. Its product is annotated as eukaryotic translation initiation factor 3 subunit E. Lineage: Eukaryota; Viridiplantae; Streptophyta; Magnoliopsida; Poales; Poaceae. Gene Ontology annotation, biological process: translational initiation. The record is from RefSeq and is a predicted model, not a curated record. The transcript has 7 exons. Gene Ontology annotation, molecular function: translation initiation factor activity; protein binding. Bases 86 to 1435 code for a protein of 449 amino acids. Gene Ontology annotation, cellular component: nucleus; cytoplasm; eukaryotic translation initiation factor 3 complex.